UUGGUAAAAGCCAAAAUGACGAGAAAGAAAAGUGAACGGAUAUUGACUGACUCCUGGAUAACAUGAACGGACCAUAACUUACUCUCAGAAAUGAUCAUUCAGCUUCCCCCAUCUCUACUGAGAUUGAUCCAUAUUUCAAUUCCCGCGGCUUUUUCUUGUUUCUUUUAAUCCAACCCACUUGUAAUCUAAUAUUUUAGAUCGUGAUGGAGGAAGAUGUUAGCAGCCCAAUUGGAAUUACUAGAAUGAAGCAAACAAGCUUUAUAGACUUGAGUAAGAAAAGGAAAUUGCAAGAUGAACAACUAAUCAUGCCUUUGCCAAAGCAUAUCUGCUCGAAUCGAAGCCUUGAAUGUAACUCUGAGCCAUGCCUAACUAUGGGAGAAAUUAAUGGAUUGGCAAGAGAAUAUGAAACAUAUACAGAAUCUGCAAAAGAUAGAAAUAGCUUUACCAGAGAUUCUGACUCUGUCAAUUCUAUAUCUGGUGAAGCGAAGAGUGACCUUGGAUCUCCCAAAACAUUCUCAUCUGAUCAGGCUUCCACUUCUUCCGUUAGUUCGGAUUCUUUUAAGAAUAGUCUUUAUUCUUUGGAGAGCAGAUCAUUGACAAAAUCAUGUUCUAGUAAAGUUGCAUCAUCUAAUUUCAGUGGGGAAGAUGAUUGCCCUCAUCAUAAUUUCGGACUGUAUCCAUCUGUGAAUUAUGAGGAACAUCUCCUAGAAUUAACAAACCACGUGGACUGCAGUUGCUCAGAAUACAGGAUCGAUGGCUUUGGGCAUUCUACAGAUAAGGAACUUGAAGACAUGCUCUACUUAAAUGAUGUGGCUUCCAGCAGUUAUGUUCUUUCAUCUGGAAGGUGGACUGUCAACCAAGAUGCAGAUACUCAACCAGGGACGAAGAAGCUGACCAUUGACAAGGAGUUUGAACAGUACUUUUCCAUGCUUAUGCUGUGACAAAGAUCAAUCAUACAGGGACGGCUAAAUUUAUGGAUAUUUAUGUCAGUUUAUAGCCCGUAAGAUGACCACCGUGAGAAUAAAGAUUCCCUUAAUUGAUCCAACCUGUAUUGUUGUAUUGUAAUUGAACAUAAUAAUCUUUAUGGAACAACUUCUGUUCUUCCUCGUUACGUCAUCCUGUUUUUUUCUUUUCUUUUUGUUGUGAGGGAUUUGUGUUGUGGUUGCUAAGGAAAAAAGAACUCCACAACAGCACAAAAAGGGAAUGAAAUGUACAACUCCUUUGCCA
Molecule: messenger RNA, 1227 nt
Organism: Olea europaea var. sylvestris
Lineage: Eukaryota; Viridiplantae; Streptophyta; Magnoliopsida; Lamiales; Oleaceae
Product: protein FAR-RED-ELONGATED HYPOCOTYL 1-LIKE-like
Exons: 3
Coding region: 204-941 (245 amino acids)
Biological process (GO): response to red or far red light
Source: RefSeq, a predicted model, not a curated record